AUGAAUGCUCCUUCCAAACGAAGAAUUUGGAGCAUUCUUCUAGAGCACCAAGGAUCACGACAUGACAGUAAGUGUCCUGCAUCGGCCAUUACAUUGCCGGUGAGUCGAGAACGACAGCAAUUUGAAUUCGUCAGUGGGGAAAAGGUGCUGAGUCCAAAGUUCGAGGUGUACUUCAUCGUGCCUUUUAUGACUGUGGUGCGUCGUCCUUGCGGAUCCCAUUAG
This is a messenger RNA of Echinococcus granulosus, 222 nucleotides long. RefSeq lists its product as hypothetical. NCBI's taxonomy places the organism in Eukaryota, Metazoa, Platyhelminthes, Cestoda, Cyclophyllidea, Taeniidae. The transcript is spliced from 2 exons. The coding region runs from base 1 to 222 and encodes 73 amino acids. The record is from RefSeq and is a predicted model, not a curated record.